AGUUGCCGUGCCUUGGUUGCCGCCGGGAACUCGUGGAGCUUCAUUGCGAUGCGCAUGGGUCGCAUGCGGGCGCGGCAAUCUCGCAUUCCGCGCGCGCAAGGGUGCAAUCUUUGCUGUCUGUGGCGCCUGUUUCAGGCAGGGAAUUCAGCGCGGUGGCCGUCGGCGGCGCGGCGGAGCACGGCUGGGACCAUGCUGCCAGGAGAAGUUCGCGCGGCCGCAGCGAAGCUGCAUCUGGAGGGCCUCCUCUUCGUUUCGACGUUGCGGUGCCAAAAUGCGGCGUCCACAGCUUGGGCUGCACUGCCCGCUGUUCUUCUCUGCAGGUGGCCGCUGGUGCCGCGUCGCCGCUCGGAGUCGCUGCGCUCCUCAGUGGCGGCCGGCCCCGCGGUCGGGGCGGCGGCCGGCGUCGGAGGAGAGGCCGGUGCCCGAUGGCCGCUGCCGCGGAGGACCUCCGAGCCGAGGGCGCUGCCGCGGCCGCCUCGCCCCUCGGCGCCGUCGCAGCCCCGCCGGCCCGCCGGCCCGCGCCGCCGAAGGGCGGCGGCCCAGCGGGCCUGGCCGCCACGCCGGGCUUCGAGGGCCUGGCCGAGGCGCUGUCGGAGGUGAAGCUGGCCAGGGAAAGGCUCCACGCCGUGGUGUCGACGGGGAGGCGGCUCGCGUACGUGGCGUGCGCCAGGUUGCAGCGCUCGGACUUCGCUGGGGCGCGUGCCGCGCUGGACAAGGUCGAGGCCCUGCCAUCGCUCAGCGAGGCGAUGGCGCCCGAGGAGUUGUGGAACUGCACCGAGCGGCGGCUGGUGCUCUGCGGCGACUGCAGCUACAGCAGCUUCCUCGCAGGUUUUCUGGCGGCCCAGGAGAGGCUUCCUACGCUUCCUGGAGGAGGGCCGGCUCGCGCCCCACAUCCCCGAGAGGUGGCAGACGCGCAUCCCGGA
This is a messenger RNA of Prorocentrum cordatum, 923 nucleotides long. NCBI's taxonomy places the organism in Eukaryota, Dinophyceae, Prorocentrales, Prorocentraceae. The record is from the annotation of a GenBank genome assembly.